CUCCAAGAAUGCCAUUGCUAGUAAUCUCUGGCCAGUAUCAUCGUAAAGGAUGAAAUUGGAUCUCCCUUGUAACCAGCUGGCUCCAGCUUUAAAUGGAAAAAAAAAUCUUUUGCAUUGAUCACAUCACAUUAAAACUGCAGGUUACCUCCCAAUAAAGCCAUGCACAAUUUUGAUUAGAAACACUAAUAAAAAAAACACUGUGUGCAGCUCAGUAUCAGGUAUUCUGUCUUAUCAUUUGGACAGUUAAUGAUUAUAGUGCCCUAACCACUGAACUUGCCCUUAAGCCCAGGCAGAUAGCAAAAAGGACUUGUUCAGCAUGUUAUGCCACAUUUCUAAACUGCAGGUGACUCUGGCUGUUACCUGACAGCAGUUUAAAAUGCAGGUUUUAUACUGAAACAUGAUAGGAAACAAACAAAAUUGCUUUAAUUGCUUACAUUUAAGUAACACAGUAAAAGUUAAAUGCGAAUUUGCCUUUAAGAACUGAGGGGUUGGACUUGAAUUCCUGACUUACGUGCAAAGGUGCUAGAAAGUGAAAUUGAAAGCAACAGAUCAGGUUAGCAGUGUAAAUGAGGGCAGCAACAGACGGGAUUGUUAAAAGAAUCCUUAGACUGAAUAUUGCUUUUAGACUCAUUUUAUGAAUCAUAUUUCUCAUGACCUUGAACCUUUUGGGCUGCCAUCAUGAUCAUCUAAAGAGUUGCAAGAAAACUCUUAUGUGUCAGAUAUAGUCACUCAAGGCCACAGAGAGAAGAAAUGGCGAUGCAGAAUUUUCCUACAUCACCACAUGCAGAAGGUUCUCCUGCUCAGCCAGAUGACAGCAGCCUCCUCCUCGAAAGUGAACAGUGGGGAACGCCGAACAAGAAAGGCAUCCAGAAAAAAUCUAGCUUUUUGGAAACCGUAGGAAAUAUUAAAAAAAGUAUCAGGAGGUCAAGGGGACAAUCUGCAAGAGAUGAUAACAGCUCACCAGAAAAGAUAGAGACCGCUGAGGGUUCUAAAAGCUUUAAAAAGAAAAUUAGUUUUCGAUCAUCAAAGAAAAGUGAGACUGAAAAUAAAAUCCCAGAAGACAGUACUGCAGAUUUUACCACAAAAAGAGAACUUCUUUCAGUGAUGGAAAUUAACGAUCUUAUAAAAGGAUGUCAUCUAAAGGAGGCAUUUGACAGCACACGAGCACUGGAAGAAAAACUUCUAGAAGAAUAUAAGGCCAAUAAUAACAAUGAGAAGAAUAUAAAGAGUCUCACUAUGAGAGCCAAGGAUGUAAACAUUUUGUAUAAAAACCUUUUCGCAGAAAUACAGUCCAUUGUGAAACGUUCGCUACAUGAGGAGGACAUUGAUGAGCAGAGUUUAGUCUCUGCAAUCUACAUUAUUAAAGAAGAAGAGGAAGGAGAUCUCAAAAACCAGCAAGUGGCUGAAGAAAAUCCAGACUUUUCACAAAUUGGCCAGCGAAGACAGUGGAAGCAGUUAUGGAAGGACACCGUAAAGGAGACGGUGACUGAAAGAGUUGGUGCAUUGCCUGUGAAUGAAGCAGAUAAUACACUGUGGCUUGCUAAUCACUUAGAAUCAUUGAAAACACAAACUGUUCAGGACUUAAUAAAAGUAAAAUCAUUUCUAAAGCCUCUUUACCCUGAGGAUUAUGAUGUGUGUGGAAUUUACAUUAGAUGUUUCCACAAUGCUUUAUCCUGUCACUUGCAAAAGACUGUCGUUCCAAAAUGCAAGCAAUACAGCCAGCUGUACUCCUUUCUAAACUGGGUUCUAAAUACAUACAGAAGUGAUGAUUUUAUAGAUAAUCCUGAACUUCAGCCAGAGGUUAAUAAUGCCAACUUACAUUCUUUGUUAGACAGUGAGUGCCUCAGUGAAUUAAAGAAUAAAUACAACAAAGAACUACAGGAAACUAUAAAGCAGUAUAUGUCCAAUAUACUGACUCUGGAAAUAGAAAAAUGGAAUAAAGAAACAGAAAUUGAUGAAGAAAUAUUAAAGACCAAUUGCCUGCCAAUCUAUAUAGAUAUUGAGGAGAUGACUGGAAGACAUGUCAGAGAAUCGGCCAAACUUUCCGAAGAUUUAGAAACCUCAGCAUUUCAUACUUGCAUGAAAGAACUGGGUAAUUUUGCUUUAAGUCUGCAGGAAGAAUUCACUCAGUGGUCUGAGGUUGGAAUCACUUCAUUGUUUCUUCAAAACCUGGUCAUCUACAUAAACAGCUUUAUUAAAUUAAGGCAGAGCACAAUGCAGUCAGAUGCAGAGGCCUGUAAGAAAGCAGAAGACAGACUAACGAAAGCCAUCAAACAUUUAACAAAGCAUUUCUUCAGCUUAUUCAGUAAGGAGACUCAGCCUCAUUUUCAGAAGCUUAUAACUAAACAAUGGAUUAGAAAAGAUACUGCAUUCAAGGCCAUUGUGAAAUCAGCUGAAAACCUGCACAAGAACCUAAACUAUUUAGCUCAACCUUCUCACAAGGAAUUUGCAAAUGGCAUUCACCGGCACCUGGUAAAAGAAUACCUAACGCAGGUUAUGAAGAGAAAGCUGAGACUAAAUCAUCUGAAGCGUAAAAAGGCAUCUGAUAAAAUGAGUCAAGAAAGUGAAGCACUUAACAUUAUAGCAGAGACACUGGGAUCCGACCAAGACUGGUUGUUUCCUGCAAUUCAGUACAUAUCUGAUAUAAUUGGUUUGAGAAAAAAAGAAGACAUUUUAGAGAAGAUUGAAAUAGUAUUUAAAACAUAUCCAGAUUGUGGGGAGGAGCAUAUUUUAGCCAUUUUGUAUCUUCAUGGAAUGAGAAGAAGCAAGAAUCUAUCAGUGCUGCACUUCUUUAGAGGACUACAACUAAAAGAGCCCCAGAAGCCACCACAACACAGGCUCUUUGCAGAGAUUGAGUGUCCUACACAAGUUUUCUGCAUGCCGCUUUUCUAAAAACCCUAUUGUAUCAAUGAUAGGGGUCACAUGAGUUGCUCACAACUACAUGUCAUCAUGGACAACCACUGAAACCUCAAAGCUUCAAUAUUGCACUGGUAAAGCAGUUUCCAACACAAAAUAUGCAGGAAAUCCACAAAGGACUGAAGGAAUAAGGUGAAAUCAAUCUUUAUGGUCAUUGUACAAGGAAAUGUGGUCAUCAUAAAAAUUCUCUCCAGCUCUGGAGGCAAUAAUGUUGAUGCCAUUCUCAUAGCCUGCCGUACGAAAUAAUACAUGCUAUUAUACA
This is a messenger RNA of Xenopus tropicalis (tropical clawed frog), 3178 nucleotides long. RefSeq names its product exocyst complex component 3 like 4 (gene exoc3l4). The coding region runs from base 751 to 2892 and encodes 713 amino acids. The transcript has 12 exons. Gene Ontology annotation, cellular component: exocyst. Lineage: Eukaryota; Metazoa; Chordata; Amphibia; Anura; Pipidae. The record is from RefSeq and is a predicted model, not a curated record. Gene Ontology annotation, biological process: exocytosis.